Messenger RNA from Anolis carolinensis (green anole), 5094 nucleotides. RefSeq names its product kinesin light chain 4 (gene klc4). Gene Ontology annotation, biological process: microtubule-based movement. Lineage: Eukaryota; Metazoa; Chordata; Lepidosauria; Squamata; Anolidae. The record is from RefSeq and is a predicted model, not a curated record. Gene Ontology annotation, cellular component: kinesin complex; cytoplasm. Gene Ontology annotation, molecular function: kinesin binding. The transcript is spliced from 14 exons. The coding region runs from base 96 to 1823 and encodes 575 amino acids.
CGGCUGCGGCGUGAUGUGGGCGGGGCUUCGAUGACAUUUGUUUUUCUCUUCGCUGGGGAAGGGCCGGGAGGAGAGAGUGGUAGCGCCGAGGGCGCAUGCGUGUCCUCUCAUCCAUUCCCGCGAGCUGGCUCUUUCUGAAGGAAACAAGGCGAAGCGGUGGAGGCAGUAGUCAAAAGAUUAUGUCCACAAUGGUGUACCCAAGGGAAGAGAAAAUGGAUAAACUAAGCCAAGAGGAGAUCAUUUCCAACACAAAACUGGUUAUGCAAGGGCUGGAGGCCCUGAAGAAUGAACACAACUCAAUUUUGCAUAGCUUGCUGGAAACUAUUAAGUGUCUAAAGAAGGAUGAGGAAGCCAAUCUUGUACAUGAGAAAGCCAACCUGCUCCGCAAGUCAGUGGAGAUGAUUGAGCUGGGGCUUGGAGAGGCGCAGGUGAUGAUGGCUCUUUCGAACCAUCUGAAUGCAGUUGAGUCUGAGAAGCAAAAGCUGAGGGCCCAGGUGCGCCGGCUGUGCCAAGAAAACCAAUGGCUGAGGGAUGAGCUGGCAAACACUCAGCAGAAGUUGCAACGCAGUGAGCAGACAGUGGCACAGCUUGAAGAGGAAAAGAAACAUUUGGAGUUCAUGAACCAGCUGAAGAAAUAUGAUGAUGACGUGUCUCCAUCGGAGGAGAAGGAAGGCGAUUCCACAAAGGACUCUCUGGAUGACUUAUUUCCAAAUGAGGAAGAAGAUCAAGGCCAAGGGUUGCCUCACCAACACAGUAGCGCAGCUGCAGCUGCCCAGCAGGGUGGUUAUGAGAUUCCUGCACGCCUUCGCACUCUCCAUAACCUGGUGAUUCAGUAUGCCUCACAAGGACGCUAUGAAGUGGCUGUGCCUCUCUGCAAACAGGCACUGGAGGACUUGGAAAAGACAUCGGGCCAUGAUCAUCCUGAUGUGGCUACAAUGCUCAACAUCUUGGCCUUAGUGUAUAGGGAUCAGAACAAAUACAAGGAGGCAGCUCACCUGCUGAAUGAUGCAUUGUCUAUUCGGGAAAAGACUCUUGGCAAGGACCAUCCUGCUGUUGCAGCAACCCUGAAUAACUUGGCUGUCCUGUAUGGCAAAAGGGGAAAAUACAAGGAGGCAGAACCAUUGUGCAAGCGAGCCCUGGAAAUCCGGGAAAAGGUUCUUGGUAAAGAUCACCCAGAUGUGGCCAAACAGUUAAAUAACUUGGCUUUGCUGUGUCAGAAUCAGGGCAAAUAUGAAGAAGUUGAAUAUUACUACCGCCGGGCGCUGGAAAUCUACGAAUCCCGCCUGGGGCCUGAUGAUCCAAAUGUGGCCAAAACAAAGAACAAUCUGGCCUCUUGUUAUCUGAAACAAGGCAAAUACAAAGAUGCAGAGGUACUCUAUAAGGAAAUCCUCACCCGUGCCCAUGUGAAGGAAUUUGGCUCUGUGGAUGAUGAACACAAACCUAUAUGGAUGCAUGCUGAAGAAAGGGAGGAGAUGAGCAAGAGCAAACACCGAGAAAACACCCCCUAUGCAGAGUAUGGUGGCUGGUACAAAGCUUGCAAAGUCAGCAGCCCCACAGUGAAUACCACCCUGCGGAAUUUGGGUGCACUAUACAGGCGUCAGGGCAAACUGGAGGCUGCUGAAACCUUGGAAGAGUGUGCAUUGCGGUCCAGGAGACAGGGUAUUGACCCCAUUAACCAAACCAAGGUGGUAGAGAUUCUGAAAGAAGGUGAUGGCUCUGAGAGGAGGAGAAGCCGGGAUAGCCUGGGGGGCAGUGUCAAAUACGAAAGUGCCACAGAUGGUAGCGAGGAAGUGAGUAUGGGCGUGGAAUGGAACGGGGCUUAAAUGCCUCCUGAGACUUCCUUUCCCUCCCUCCCCUUCACCACAGUCCCUGCGAUGCUUGUGCCGCCCCUUCCAACUUUUCCCUCCAAGCCGUUCCCUCCUCCUUCCACUGAUCCUGCGCUCCUCCUCAGCAAGGACUCCCCCAGUCUUCCAUCACGAAGGAGCAGAGCAGCACCUGCGGAAGGACUGUCUGACUGGCUGCACCAGGCUCAGCUACUGCGUCAUCCGGCAAGAGCAGGAAGAAGCUCUACAGGGCUGCCUUUCCUGGUCCCACCCCACUCUUCCUUCAGGCAGGACUUCAACAGGAUUCCUCAUGGCUUCCUCCUCCAUACUCUUUCUUUUAUCUCAAUGGGGAGACCUGACUGAAACAUUUCUGCAGUUUGAAAAAUGGGUUUCCUCUCCAUUCUGCGCUCUGCUCAUCUUGGAUACUGCACAUUCACAAUUGUCCAUCACUCUUUCCCUUGUCUUCUGAUGUGCCUGGAUUUUGUCGCCUCCCUUUGAGCUGUGUCCCCACCUUGUCCUCUUCCUCCCCUUUCCUUGGCUGCCAGGACAGAGGGUCCAGAGUUAGCGGUAGAUUGGGAUAUUUGACUUUCCAUACUCUGAUCUAACACUGCAGGGGUGGAUAGAUAGGGGUUGGCUGAGUUGUGCUCUUAUUUUACCUUCCAUCUAAUUCAAUCAGGCAUUUUAUGGCUUUUCCUGCUGCUAUUCAAAAUUUCUAGUUGCCAACUUAUGCAGCGGUUUAGCUUGCAGUGGUGGAAAUAUCUAUUCCCAUUUUCCUCCUACAUGGGAUCCUGUUUGCUUGAGGCUAAAAAGACAGGACACAUAAUGUCAAGAAAAGAAAACUCAAAGGAUGUGCCAGGGAUAAAUAUAAGCCUGCUCUUUAACCAUCUCUCUAGGAACUUAUUUUCAUCAAAACAGAGGCAUUCAGAGGUGGGUUGAGGCUAUGCUAGAGGGAUUUAUUCAUACCUUAUGCAGCACUAGACUCUGUGGUGAGUCUUUGGUAUGAGCUAACUCUGCUUCUUGCUCUUCACAAUGUCUGCAUUUUACAAGAAAAGGCCUCUGUCUACCUAUGAAUGUUUCCUCACAUGGUCCCUUUGUUGCAAGAAGUGAAGUUUUUUUCUAACAAAGAUGGCUUACCUCUGCUUCACAGCCAUUUCUAUCAUGGGCUGGUAGAGGGAGAGGGCGAUUGCAUAUUUACAUCUCUUAAUUUAUUAUGACAAAUGUACAUUUUUACUCAUGCUGUUAUUUAAUACUGGGGAUUGUUGAGUUCCCCGCCAAAUGCCACAAAAUAGACACACAGGAAGUGGGUGUGCUUGAUUGGCAAUGUAGCAACAAUAGCUGCUGCUUAUUUAGAAGCAUGGCAAGCUACUGGAAGAGGAUUGCAACUGUAAGUCCUCUAAGCAAAGGAUGGAACCUAAGGCUCAUGUUUGAAAGAGAGCAAGGACAAUGAUGGGGUUGUAAUAGAAGGCUCCAGUUUUAAAGUUAAAGUGAUUGAACUUCUAGAAGAUUUUCAAGGAGGGAGAAAGAAGUUUGGCUUGGAAUAUGCAAGUCUGUAGUAGAAGUGAGGUAGAUGUGUUAUGAGAUGUGCAGUGCAAUCUUUAUGUUUUCUUCAAAGUCAGUUCCAUUGCAUUCAGUGGGGCUUUCUGCCAGAUAUAUAAAACUGAAGUUGUAGUGGGAGCCUUGUUGAUCAAUGCAUGAGGACUUGGCUUUACAGUGAGCUGAAGCAGGGAUUUAUAGGCAGGGAAGGGGACAAAUAGUUGACUCCUCAGGAACUGGGGUGCAGCGUGUGCAUGAAAAAAUGCUCUUUCAAGAAGUAUGAAUUUGAAGUUAGAAAAUAAAUAGGACACAUAGAAUUAAGACUUGUCAGGAGAGAGGGAGAAUAUUAAUGUACUGUUUAAAAGAGAGUUCUUACAUUGCUUGUGUAGCAGAGUAGGGAAAAACGGUUUGAGAAGCCUAGGGGUAUUUUGGGAAAACCUACCAGCAUAUAGAGUAAAGCAUCUGCAAAAAGUCAGCAUAACCAGACGUUGAGGGAUUCUGGGAGGUGCAGUUUAACAUCAUGAAAAAGAGGAGGAUAAAUUUAGUCCCUUUCAAUUUUUUGACGUACAGGUGCCAUAAUAUUGUGUUCUCUGUCUCUCCUCAAGGUUUGAGGUGGGGUACCACACAGAUGAAAUACAUUGAUAAAAACAUAUGUAAGUCCACCUCAUGUGGCCAGUGGUAAAUGAUUGUGACAGUUAUAGUCCAAAAGAUCUGGAGAAUGAAAAGAUUACCUUCUCUUGAUGUAGAAAAUCAUGGACCACGUAAGGGAAAACAAAUGUUGGAUUUUGGAGACUGAGCAACACUCCAUUCAUCAUUUGCACUGGUAUUAGAUAUAUAUAGCUCUUAUGUCUGUAACCUGGUGCUUUGAUCAUACUUCCAGGGAUGCAGGAUUGAGGCAAAAAUUCCCUUCAGCCCUCAUACCAAGCAUAGUUUGUGUGCUUGGUUUCAGUUUUUUCAGUGUGGUACAGUGUUCUUGUGGGUUUAGUGAGUUUAUAAAGGAAAAGAAGAAGAAAAAAAGAUUAGAUAUGUUGGUAAACUAGAAUUAGCACUCAUUAUUAGGUAGGAUGUGCCCACCCGAUUGCUCUUGGUGCCUGAAACUAAAGACUGGUGAAAACCUGAACUGAGUAACUAGAGUAUUCUAUUGUCACCAUUUGCUGUCCUGGAGCUGUUGUCUGUAGAGAGCAGGGUGCUAGGUUUGGAUAAUCCGGAGGCAAGGUUUUAAGACUGGGCAGUUUGAAGGCCCCAGGUCUCAGUGCCAGCUUUUUGGAAGCCCACUUUAGGCUUUAGUGCAGUUUUUUGUUUGCGUUGGCUGCCUGCUUCAACAAAAGGGGCUACUUAUGCAUGCUUUCAAACAAAACAGCUGUUCCAAGAAAGGGAGAAAUGCAACACAUCCAAAAAUGAUCCAAAAUAGUUCUUCCUGAGAACCGUCUGUACUGCAUUUACCCACUGCUGAGGUUUUGCCCUCAACAAGAAAGCUGGUAUCUGACCAAGGAUGCCAUGAAGCAGCCUCUAAUGAUUGACUGUCAAGGGGCCCUGGGCUUUCCCCUUCAAGCUCUCUCAGCUCUUUUCCAAGUUCUGCAUUUUGUCUCACAUUUGGGCUGCCUGUGAGCCUUUUCAUAGCACUGGUUGUGGGAUGGGGGUUGGAAGUGUGUUCUGCACUCUGCCUUUGACACAUAUUUGGUGCUUUCCUUUAUGUUGUGAACUAAUUACCUCCAAUUAAAAGGCAGAGCAACUCAAA